AUGGGUUGCGCUACCAACGGGGUUUCCCCCCGCAAAGUCUUCUUUUUCGACAUUGACAAUUGUCUCUAUCCGAGGAGCACCAAGGUACACGACCUAAUGGCCGAUCUCAUCGACAAAUACUUUGCCACGCACCUCUCACUGCCCUGGGAGGAUGCAGUGCGGUUACACAAGGAAUACUACCAGAACUACGGUCUCGCCAUUGAGGGCCUGGUACGGCACCAUCAGAUCGACCCCCUAGACUACAACGCCAAGGUCGACGACGCCCUCCCGCUGGACGACGUCAUCAAACCCCGGCCAGAGCUCAAGAAGCUGCUUGGCGACAUUGACCAGAGCAAGGUCAAGCUGUGGCUCUUCACCAAUGCCUACAUCAACCACGCCAAGCGAGUUGUUCGCUUACUCGAAGUCGAGGAGUUCUUCGAGGGGGUCACAUACUGCGACUACAGCUCCGUGCCCUUCACCUGCAAGCCCCAGCCCGCCAUGUACCAGAAGGCGAUGCGUGAGGCCGGGGUGGAGAGAUAUGAAGACUGCUUCUUUGUCGAUGAUUCGUACCAAAAUUGCAAAAAGGCGCAGGAACUCGGGUGGACCGUCGCCCACCUCGUCGAGGACGGUGUCAAACCACCAAAGACUCCAGCCUGCAAAUUCCAGAUCAGGCAUCUGGACGACCUACGCACAGUCUUCCCGCAGUGUUUCAAGGGAAGCGCCUCGGAAGGUAGCUGA
Thermothelomyces thermophilus ATCC 42464 is the source of this 717-nucleotide messenger RNA. RefSeq lists its product as uncharacterized. Lineage: Eukaryota; Fungi; Ascomycota; Sordariomycetes; Sordariales; Chaetomiaceae. Gene Ontology annotation, biological process: nucleotide catabolic process; pyrimidine nucleobase metabolic process. The transcript is spliced from 4 exons. Bases 1 to 717 code for a protein of 238 amino acids. The record is from RefSeq and is a predicted model, not a curated record. Gene Ontology annotation, molecular function: nucleotidase activity.